AACAGGAAAUUUGCAUGACACAGGACAGGAUGUUACAGACCAAUAAGAACUUGGUCAGACAAGAGACCAACCAAUCAACUAGUCGACUGGAAUUUUACUACGGAAUCAUUGAUAAAUCACUUGGGAUGGACAAACAGUGGAAUGACUCUUCAGCAGUCAGAGACAGAAGACAGACACCUGCUGCCUUCAGCAGCAUCUAUAACAAAGACCUGCUCCCAGCUUCAGGUGGUGAGGAGAUGACCAGGGGAUUUCUGCAGGAGCUGGUUAACAUCUUGUUGGAUUAUAUCUGCAAGUCAGGUCAGAGGAGCUCCAAGGUCCUGGACUUCCACCAUCCUCACCAGCUGAGGGAGGGACUGGAAGGCUUCAGUCUGGCCCUGCCAGAUAAACCAGAAACUGUGGAGCAGAUACUAGUGGACUGUAGAGACACACUCAAGUAUGGUGUCAGUACAGGUCAUCCCCGUUUCUUCAACCAGUUGUCUUCAGGUCUGGAUGUAAUUGGUAUCGCUGGCGAGUGGUUGACCUCUACAGCCAACACUAACAUGUUUACAUAUGAAGUGUCACCUGUUUUCAUCCUCAUGGAGGAGGUUCUGCUGAGGAAGAUGCAGAGCAUUGUGGGAUGGUCUAAUGAUGAGGGAGAUGGAAUCUUCUGUCCAGGAGGCACAAUAUCCAACCUGUACAGCAUCCUAGUGGCCAGAUAUCACUUCUACCCCGAGGUGAAGACCAGAGGGAUGAAAGCUCUCCCUCGGCUGGCCCUCUUCACUUCAGAGCAUAGUCACUAUUCAAUAAAGAAAUCUGUAGCCGUGCUGGGGAUGGGCAGUGAGAAUGUGGUCAUGGUGAAAUGUGAUGAAAGAGGGAAAAUGAUUCCUGCUGAACUCGAGUCUUGCAUUGUUACAGCUGAAGAAAAGGGUUUGGUUCCAUUCUAUGUGAAUGCAACAGCAGGUACCACAGUUUAUGGUGCCUUUGAUCCUCUCAGUGCCAUCGCAGACAUCUGCCAUAGACGCAAACUCUGGAUGCAUGUUGAUGCAGCGUGGGGUGGAGGCCUGCUGAUGUCAGACAGACACAGGAUGAAACUACAGGGCAUUGAACGAGCCUUGUCUGUAACAUGGAAUCCUCACAAGAUGAUGGGCGUCCCUCUGCAGUGCUCCGUCAUACUGGUUAAGAAGAGAGGUCUCUUACAAGAGUGUAAUGAGUUGGGGGCUGAGUAUCUUUUCCAGACAGACAAACCCUACGAUGUCAGCUAUGAUACUGGAGAUAAGAGUAUCCAGUGUGGCCGACAUGUUGAUGUCUUUAAAUUCUGGCUCAUGUGGAAGGCAAAGGGUUCAGAGGGCUUUGGAUCUCGGGUCAACGAAUGCUUAGAGAAUGCCGAGUAUCUGUACGAUCAACUACAGAGGAGGACAGACUUUGAACUGGUCUUUAACAACAAACCAGAGCAUAGUAAUGUGUGUUUCUGGUACAUCCCUCCCAGUCUGCGAGGCCUGCCACCUGGACCUGACAGAGAUACAAGACUCCAUCAAGUAGCUCCUCGAAUCAAAGGCAGGAUGAUGGAGAAGGGCUCUGUUCUGAUUGGCUACCAGCCUUUGGGAGCCAGAGUCAAUUUCUUCAGGUGUGUGUUCUCCAAUCCUGCUACACAGCAAGAGGACAUUGACUUCCUGCUGGGUGAGAUUGUCCGGCUCGGCAAUGACCUGUGA
Molecule: messenger RNA, 1688 nt
Organism: Xiphias gladius (swordfish)
Lineage: Eukaryota; Metazoa; Chordata; Actinopteri; Istiophoriformes; Xiphiidae
Gene: gad3
Product: glutamate decarboxylase 3
Exons: 16
Coding region: 15-1688 (557 amino acids)
Biological process (GO): carboxylic acid metabolic process
Cellular component (GO): cytoplasm
Molecular function (GO): carboxy-lyase activity; pyridoxal phosphate binding
Source: RefSeq, a predicted model, not a curated record